AUGAAAUCAAUAACAUCCUAUUCUAAUUUACCAAUAGACUUGGAAAAAACCAAUUAUACAACCAAUAUUCCUUCCAUUAGUAAUAAUAAUGAACAAAAUAAUAGUAGUAAUAUAAAUGAAAAAUUACCCAUUGAUACAGUACUUGUAUUCGGAGGUGGUAAUUUUGGUAUGGCACUUUCCUAUCACUUGGCCCAUCACUUGAAUGAUCGUAUUACAAUUUAUGCAAGAGAUGAAAAUGUAGUCAAUUCAAUUAAUAAUCAACAUUUAAAUCCAAAAUAUUUAUCACAAUUUCAAUUACCUGAAAAUAUGAAAGCAACAAAUUCAAUUGAUUUGGAAACUAUUAAUAAUCAUUCAGUUUUAUUAUUUUCAAUUCCAACUCAAUUUAUGAGAGGUGUUUUAUUGAAAUUUAAAGAUUUAAUUUUACAAAGUUGUAAAGAAAUGAAACAUUUAUUUAUAUUUGCUAAUAAGGGCAUUGAAAGUGAAACUUUACAAUUACCAUAUCAAAUUAUUGAAGAUGUUAUGGGAAAGGAAUUUGCUGAUGAAUGUGUCUUUUUAAGUGGUCCUUCUUUUGCUGUUGAAAUUUGUCAAAGACAAGUGACUUGUGUAACUGUUGCUUCUUCAAAUAUUAAGAGUGCUUUAUGGGCACAACGUGUUUUUCACAGUUCACAUUUUAGAGUUUAUACUUCAGAUGAUCCAGUUGGAGUUGAAGUUUGUGGAGCUCUUAAGAACGUUAUAGCUAUUGCUUCUGGUGUAUGUUCAGGUUUAGGAUUUCAAAUGAAUACAAGAGCAGCUCUUUUAACAAGAGGUUUAAAUGAAAUUACAAAAAUUGGACAUGUUUUAGGAGCAAAUCCUUUAACAAUGAGUGGAUUGGCUGGAAUUGGUGAUUUAUUCUUAACUUGUACAUCGGAAAAAUCAAGAAAUUUCACAGUUGGAUUUAGAUUAGGAAAAGGAGAGAAAAUUAAUGAUAUUUUAGCAAAUUUAGGAAGUGUUGCAGAAGGUGUUCCAACAACUAAGGCUGCAUUUGAACUUGUUACAAAACUUGGAAUUAAUUGUCCAAUUAUUUCAGCUGUUUAUGGAAUUAUUUAUCAAGAUAAGGAAAUUAAACAAGCAGUUAAAAAUUUAUUAGAAGAAGAAGCAAGUGUUGAAUUUUCAUUGUAUCAAAAUAAAUUAUAUUAA
Molecule: messenger RNA, 1176 nt
Organism: Naegleria gruberi
Lineage: Eukaryota; Heterolobosea; Eutetramitea; Acrasida; Naegleriidae
Exons: 2
Coding region: 1-1176 (391 amino acids)
Biological process (GO): carbohydrate metabolic process; glycerol-3-phosphate catabolic process
Cellular component (GO): glycerol-3-phosphate dehydrogenase (FAD) complex; cytosol
Molecular function (GO): NAD binding; glycerol-3-phosphate dehydrogenase [NAD(P)+] activity
Source: RefSeq, a predicted model, not a curated record